Messenger RNA from Diabrotica balteata, 1125 nucleotides. Lineage: Eukaryota; Metazoa; Arthropoda; Insecta; Coleoptera; Chrysomelidae. The record is from the annotation of a GenBank genome assembly.
AUGGCUCAGAAAGGUGAAACAGUUCAACAAGUAGUGAUGACGCAAGACAUGCUCCAGAGCUUAAUUACAAGUUUACAAGGUAUUAACAAUCAAGCCCAAACUAUGUUAAAAUCCUGUAGAAAGUUAAGCAUGACCGUUCGAUCACCAGCUCUACCAGCUCCUGGGUACGGAGGAGGCGCUCCGUGGCAGAUGAGACAAACUUGUUCGUGGAUGGAUAGGCACGGUCGGCCAGUCUCUCCACCUAUGGAAUACACUAGAUCGGGUCCGGUACCGCCACAAAGGUACGGUUAUGGUAGAUCUUCAAGCAAAGACAGGAGUAUACGAAGGGUUGACCUUUGCAUAGAGCCUGGCCAAAGCUUGGGCUUAAUGAUUCGAGGGGGCGUCGAAUACAAUUUGGGAAUCUUCAUCACAGGCGUUGACAAGGAUUCGGUAGCGGACAGGGCUGGAUUAAUGGUUGGCGAUCAGAUCCUGGAGGUAAACGGCCAAUCAUUUAUGGAUGUUACCCAUGAUGAGGCUGUAGCUCAACUUAAAUACCACAAGCGUAUGUCCUUAGUGGUGAGGGACGUCGGUAAGGUCCCACAUUCUUGCACUGCCUAUGAUAGAGACUGGGACCUUUGUAGUCCAGGAAGUAGAGCUGCGCAAACAACUCGGAAAUGGGCGGCGGCGCUGCAAAUGGUGGAAGAAAAAGCGAGAAUCCUACUUAGUCGCCCCGAAUUCACCACAUUGUGCUAUUAUACAGACGAGUAUGCAGCGCGACAUAUGACCAUAGAUGCCUUCGUUCAAGUCAUGACUGAACUUCUAAACACCCCUGAUAAGUAUACACUAAUGACCGAAUUAAGAGAAAUAGUAGCACUCGACGACCGCGCAAAGUUUGACGAAUUAGUUUAUAGAAGAGAAAUCGACUCUUCCAGAAUUAGGGAUCCUAGGGAACAUGAUUAUAGGCAUUCCAGGAGAAAAGGAAUGCCAAUUCCAGAUUCAAACCAUGCGAUAUACUCCGGUUAUGAGGAAUACGGUGAGGUGCAACCACCCAGUAUAAAUAUACAAAAUGAAGGUGACUACCAUCGCUCACCAAGUGAGGAUUCUGGUUUAGGAAUGGGAAUUGCUGAUAAAAAUCUAUCAAGCUGA